Messenger RNA from Rubroshorea leprosula, 1024 nucleotides. The record is from the annotation of a GenBank genome assembly. Lineage: Eukaryota; Viridiplantae; Streptophyta; Magnoliopsida; Malvales; Dipterocarpaceae.
UCCUCGAUGCUCUGCCUCCCGAAAGCCCCCAAGCAGCCACCGACUCAUUUCUUGAGAAAUUGGUGACCAAGCUUGAAAUUUUCUCCUUCUUUUCUUGAUAAGCAACAAGAUUUAGGGCUUAGAAUCUUCCCCCUCAACCUAGAAAAUCCCGGAUCUGCAGCUCUUCCUCCCCUGUCCAUGACUUGCCCUUGGUUGGGUGAGAAUGAAUCUUCGGUUUUAGUUCUUCUCCAAAAGCCCGCCGGUUUCCUCAACCAUCAACUCCGGUUCUGCUGUUGCCGGAAAAUUCUGGUAUGUGCUAGCUUCUCCAAGGCUGAAUUUACCCAUUUAAUUGUUGGGUUUUGUCCAUUAAGUGCUGCCCUUUGCUUGCCCGAAUUUUGCUAAAAUGGGGGAGGAAUUCUGGUAGUAUUUAGCAGCCUUUAAACGUGUUUUUUAGGCUUAGUUCAUGUAGAAAUAAACCUGUUUUGGCUUGAAAUUUAGCUGCUGUUCUGCGUGAAAAUCCUGCUAUUUUUGCCAAAGAUUUUACUGUUCACGCGUACCAGUUACUGUUCACGCAGAAAAUUCUGCAACUAGCUACUGUUUUUGCUCCUUUUCAGUCCGUUUCUGCUCUGAAAAAAAUCUGAUGAAAUAUCCAUUUUUCUGGUAUUUUAGCUGGCUGUAGUGAAUUCCAGAAAUAUCAGUUACUGUUCACGUGCACUGUUCACGUGCACUGUCCACGUGCACUGUUCACGUGCACUGUUCACGUGCACUGUUCACGUACGCUGUUCAUUCGUUGAGUUUUAAUUAAUUGGAGUAGAAAAUCUCAUGGAAUUAGUUAGUUAUGGCAUUGGAUUAAUUUUGGUCCAGUAGUGAUGUAUUAUUGAUUGGGGUUUCGUUUAGUUGUUGAGAAUGUGAUGGGAAAAUGAAAAAGGAAAUGGUUAUUAAUUCUUAGAUAUUUUGAUUAGGUUCUUGAUCGUUCUGUCAGUUUAGUAUUGAGAUUGAGUCUUCGGUUUUAUGUGAGUGAGGUAAGUAAAUUUAUGGUAAUGCC